UUUGUUGGGCGUUGCUAGAAUCAGCCGAAGUGGGCGCUGUAGAUUUUCGUCAUGGGAGCCAGGAGGCGCACUGCCUAAUGUCUGUAGCUUCUCGCUGAUUAAGAUGGCGGCGGCCUGGGCUGCGGCUGAGGCGCGGAGCCAGAGCUUGUGAUUGUGGAUUGCUAAGCCGCAGCCCGGCUGUGACUGGGAACUUCAUUAUCUUGGGCGAGUCGGAGAGGUGGGGAAUCUUUUCUGACUUGGGGGAACCUGACAUCAACCUGUAAGUAACGAGAGGGAUGUGCCUUGGGCCAUCCCGGUGGGGGCGGCUGCAGUGGUGGCGAGGCAGCUUACUAAAGGCCGGUGAUGGGCCAGCAGGUAGGCCGCGUCGGAGGUGAAGCACCUGGUGCUCAACAGCCGCACAGAAGCGGCAGAAGCAGCGGGACUAAGCCAAGCAGCCACGUGGGAAGUAUAGCAGGAACCGGCGGCCGAAGGAGAGAAGCGACCGGCAGAAACAACCCAGAGGCUGGAUUUAACAUUUUUACACAGCACGAAGCACUACAUCGUCCUUAUGGCAGUGACUCUGAACCACAGGCUCUUACUGAUGCCAUCCGCUGGAGUUCCAAGGAGAAUCUUCUGGGAGCCACAGAAAGUGAUCCCAAUCUCUUUCUUGCCCUUUAUGAUUUUGUUGCCAGUGGUGACAACACACUAAGCAUCACUAAAGGAGAAAAGCUUCGUGUUCUGUGUUACAACCAGAAUGGGGAAUGGUGUGAGGUGUUUUCUAAGAAUGGGCAGGGUUGGGUGCCCAGCAAUUACAUAACUCCUGUCAACAGCCUGGAAAAACAUUCAUGGUAUCAUGGACCUGUGUCUCGUAGCGCAGCAGAGUACCUGCUCAGCAGCCUUAUCAACGGUAGUUUCCUGGUGCGUGAAAGUGAGAGUAGUCCUGGUCAGCUCUCCAUAUCCCUGCGCUACGAGGGCCGCGUUUAUCACUACCGCAUCAAUACAGCUUCUGAUGGGAAGGUCUACGUUACAGCGGAGAGUCGAUUCAACACAUUAGCUGAACUAGUUCACCAUCAUUCUACUGUGGCUGAUGGCCUUGUUACAAUUCUGCACUACCCGGCACCAAAAUGCAACAAGCCCACAGUUUAUGGAGUGUCCCCUAUCCAUGAUAAAUGGGAAAUGGAGCGUACUGAUAUCACCAUGAAGCACAAGUUGGGCGGAGGCCAGUAUGGAGAAGUGUAUGUUGGUGUCUGGAAAAAAUACAACCUUACAGUAGCUGUCAAAACACUUAAGGAAGACACUAUGGAAGUGGAGGAAUUUCUGAAGGAGGCAGCAGUAAUGAAGGAAAUCAAGCACCCUAACCUAGUUCAGCUUCUGGGUGUUUGCACACUGGAACCCCCAUUUUACAUUGUAACUGAAUAUAUGCACUAUGGAAACCUUCUCGACUAUUUGCGUGAAUGUAAUAGGGAAGAGGUGACUGCUGUUGUGCUGCUUUAUAUGGCCACUCAGAUCUCAUCAGCCAUGGAAUAUCUGGAAAGAAAGAAUUUUAUUCAUCGUGAUUUGGCUGCACGAAAUUGCCUUGUGGGGGAAAAUCAUGUGGUAAAAGUUGCUGACUUUGGGCUGAGCCGCCUUAUGACUGGCGAUACGUAUACAGCACAUGCUGGUGCUAAAUUUCCAAUUAAAUGGACUGCUCCAGAAAGUUUGGCAUAUAACACUUUCUCCAUAAAAUCAGAUGUUUGGGCUUUUGGAGUACUUCUAUGGGAAAUUGCAACCUAUGGAAUGUCCCCCUACCCUGGUAUAGACCUUUCACAAGUGUAUGACUUGUUGGAGAAGGGAUAUCGCAUGGAACAACCAGAAGGGUGUCCUCCCAAAGUGUAUGAGCUCAUGAGAGCAUGCUGGCAGUGGAAUCCAUCAGACAGGCCAUCUUUUUCAGAAACUCAUCAAGCUUUUGAGACCAUGUUUCAUGAUUCAAAUAUUAAUGAGGAGGUAGCUGAAGAGCUAGGACGCACAGCAGUUACUUCAUCAUCAGUGCCAUUUCAUAGCCGCCUACCUAUGCUGCCAUCGAAAUCUCGCACCUUAAAGAAAAAGGCAGAGAACAAGGAGAACAUUGAAGGCACGGGGGAUUCAUCAGAUAACUCCACUUCCAGUUCUACACCAGGAUUGCUUCACGGUUCUCCUGUAGCCAGUGGUUCUCCUGCACUUCCACGUAAACAGAGGGAUAAAUCCCCUAACAGCCUUUUGGGUGACACUAAGGAAACAACCUUCACCCGUGACCGUAAAGGGGGAUUUUUCAGUUCUUUCAUGAAGAAGAAAAGUGCCCCACAGCCUCCAAAACGCAGUAGUUCAUUUAGAGAAAUGGAAAACCAACCUCAUAAAAGGCCAGAGCUGACAGGAGAGCUCCCUUCAUUUCAACAACUUGAUGGUUUAGAUUCCCCUGCAUCCACUGGUUCCCAUAAGUGCUAUGGAGGUGUAUCACAACGUUUUCCAGCAGAAGAUGUUGUAGGAGGACUCGGUGGAGGCUGGACUGGAAUAUCCGGUUUCUUCACUCCACGUCUUAUCAAAAAAACUUUUGGACUGCGAACAGGGAAGUCAGGAAGCAGUGAGGAGCAACCCAAGCCUUUUCCCCGGUCUAAUUCAACCUCUUCUAUGUCUCCUGUGGUAGCUGAACAAGACAGGCUAUCUAUGACUCUGCCCAGAAACUGUCACCGGACUAAGGUCCAGUUAGACCGCACCGCCUCCGUUUCCUCACAGCCUGAAGAGAGCCAACAUAGCCUUCAAAGGACUGGAUUGGAAAUUGUGCCCCCUCAGCCAGUCAGGAACAGGGUAAAACCCAAGAUGCUUCCACGAACUGGCGUCAGUGAGAGAAAUGGCGUUUUGCGAACUGGUGCUGAUGAGAAGUCAUCACCCAACAAACAUACAGGAGGUACUACUUCAGCCUUUUGUACUGCAGCUCACAACCACAAGGUGCCCGUUCUCAUUUCACCUUCACCUAGGAAUGCAUCUAGUGAGGUACAACUGGUUGGAAUGGAUUCCCUGGGUCACACCUUCAAAUUGCUUCAGGAACACGUCCCCCCAACUGGCUCUGAGAGGGAUAGGCCUUCUCAGCGCCGGCUUAAGCCAAAGUGUGCCCCACCACCUCCCCCAAACCUGCGCCUUCUUCAGCCCCCACAAGCUGAAGACACAGCCACUGCUGCACCUACACUACCUUGCCUGGAAAGGACGACCAAGCCUUCUAGGCCUAUGUUACCCCCUCCUCCUUCUGUUAAUCAAACAGGAAAACUCUCAAAUGGAGCAGCUGGGGUUGGUAGGAGUGUGCUGAGGAAGCCAAAGCAGCCAGCUGAGAGAGUUCCAGCUGAGAAAAUAAGCAAAGAGGCUCUUCUUCAAUGUGCAGGGUUGCUAUCCAAUGCUCUGGCCUUACCCCAACCUAAUAGUCAACUUGUAGAUACAGGCCAUCAACUUCUGGACUACUGUACAGGAUAUGUGGACUCUAUUCCUCAAACAAGAAAUAAAUUUGCUUUCCGCGAGGCUGUCAGUCGACUGGAGGUGAGCUUACAGGAACUGCAGGUGUCUUCAGCUGGUGGUGGGGGUUCCUCCACAGCUCCCCCUGGUGCAAAAUCUGUACUUAAUCAUUUACUAUCGUGUGUCCAGGAAAUCAGUGAUGUGGUGCAGAGGUAGCUACUGAUAUUUAUGCUGAAAAAUAUGAACUCCUAACCCCAGCUUCAUAAAAUAGCAUCCUCCCACUAUGAAAUACACUGCAGUGAGUAGUAACCUCAGCGCUGGACUGGCCUGUAAAGGGGCUUUGGCCUCCCCAUCACUAUGGUUUUUAACAUGUCAGUUCUGCUGGAAAAUAUAGGCAACUAAUGUGUUCCAGCAGUAAAUAUUUUGACAAAUUGAUAUCCAGUUAAAAAAAAUGUUGUUUCCUUUCCAUAUCUUCCCAUCCCAUCUCAGGUUUUUUUUUUGUUUUUAGACAUAUAUGUAUAUUAUAUAUUUUUAAAUGGAUAUUUCUUUUCUCCCUACUGUUUGGGUCCAAAUAGGAUAUUGGAAUGUUCUUUAUUUGAAAAACAUUUCUCUGUCUAGAUAGUGCCAGGAAUGAGUGGUGGGUUGGUCUGGUGUCCUUUAAAGUAAAGAUUUGAGGCAAGAAGAGGAUUUCCCUGUAUGAGACAGAAAACAGUGUGUUUUUAUCAUUAUACCUCAUUUUGCCUCUGAUGCUCUUUUGCACCAUGUUUAUUGGAUCUCAAGAAUAACAGCCCUUUUUUGCAGUGAAA
Molecule: messenger RNA, 4241 nt
Organism: Xenopus laevis (African clawed frog)
Lineage: Eukaryota; Metazoa; Chordata; Amphibia; Anura; Pipidae
Gene: abl2.S
Product: ABL proto-oncogene 2, non-receptor tyrosine kinase S homeolog
Exons: 11
Coding region: 343-3651 (1102 amino acids)
Biological process (GO): regulation of cell motility; regulation of cell adhesion; signal transduction
Cellular component (GO): cytoplasm; actin cytoskeleton; cytoskeleton
Molecular function (GO): protein tyrosine kinase activity; nucleotide binding; non-membrane spanning protein tyrosine kinase activity
Source: RefSeq, a predicted model, not a curated record